ACCCACCACAGAACGACGAUGGCUGAUGCUAUAGAAAAUGAGUUUCUAAAAUUGUUCAUUGGGAAAAUACGUUCUGAGGUGAUUGCAAAAUUAAAUCCGAGAAACAUAUCUGGAGGGAAGAAACUAAGCACUCAUGGCCAAGAAUAUGCCCAAAUAUACUCAAUGCUUGAGAAUACAUUCAAGCUUCGAGAAGGAAAGUCUGUUAUGAUUAUUGGCCCUCGAGGGAUUGGGAAAACGCUUCUUGUUGAAAAUGCGUUGCAUGAUCUUGAAACCGUCAAACGGUACACUUUCUUCACGGUGAGGUUGAAUGGGUCAUUUUUCAAAGACGAUACUGUUGCGAUCAAAGAGAUUGCCCGCCAAUUGGACUGGUACUUGGAGAAAUACAACCCUUCCGAACGAGAGAACUUGCAAAGGGCCACCUUUGAACAAAAAACUGUAACUAACACCAUGAACGUGAUUAUUGAUAUUCUCGAUCGCACCAGAUUGAACGAAACAGACGAGAGGGUUGAUUCGAAAGAUGAAAAGAACGGUACGAGCGGAACCAAACCGUCGUUAUUUGUGCCUAUCGUCUUUGUCAUCGAUGAAAUUGACAGAUAUACCCAUAGUGCCAAGCAGACUUUGCUUUAUAACCUCUUCGAUAUGGCGCAAUCAUCAUCAUCCAGAACAGAAGAAGGCGGAGAUACGAAGUCCUCAGGAGGAACCACGAUCAGUGUUAUUGGGAUUACUACGAAGACGACGGUGAGGGAGCAGUUAGAGAAGAGAGUGAAAAGCAGGUUCAGCCAGCGAAUCAUCCAGUUCAACAAGGUGCGAGAUCUUGAAGAGUUUUGCCGAUCUGUUUACGACAUGGUCUGUUUCACAGAAGAAGAAUGCGAUGAAAACGAAGACGGCUACAGCACAUGCCGCAGGCAGUAUAACGAGCUCAUGCAGAAGUACUUUUUUGAGAAAGGAGAGUUGCGGAGGCUGAUUGUUGAGAACUUCUACACGAUCAAGGAUGUGAACGCCAUAAGAAACGAGCUGAUCGUGUUUAUCAUGAGCGACUUCAAUCGACUGACGUACCACCACCUCAGCGACUACAGAAAUCGAAACGUCGAGGUGAUGCGUACGUUGAGCGAGAGCGAGCUGAAGCUCCUGAUCUCGUGCUGUCGAGCGAAGAUCCUAAACAAUGUUCUCCAGAUCAACUUCGACAUGGCGUUUGAUGAGUACUCAAGGAUGAUUCUCAGCGAGCGCCGUGACAUCCAGUCCCGGAUCCAGGUGGUCGGGAUGUCCUUGAAAGACUACGAGGGCUCAUACUUACUGAGCCGCGACGCGAUGCAAAUCUGCUGGGAACGGCUCUGCGACUUGGGGCUCCUUGAAAGACAGGCAGUGUCCUUCUACGGCAACAGUGCCCAUCUAACCGGUCAAAGAGGUCGCAAGGACGAUUCCUUCACCACCAGCACAGGCACGGGCUCUGGCCAGGCUGUGCGGACUCUCUCCACGAGCGCCCUCACAAAGGGUUCCAUCAACACCUCCAGCAGCUCCUUUUCUAGUGCCGCUGGUGCGAUCACCCCCAGCGGUGUUGCCGUCUGCGGCGUCGAACUCGAUGAUAUCGACCCAUCACUGAACGAACACGGAUACGAAAAGCUUUAUCAAGAAUAUCCAUUACGAUACACGAUGGAUCCAACCCACGCGCCGGACUUUCAACCCCCUUCGACCAACCCCGACGUGGAGCCAACAUUGCCGCCAACACUGAUACCUAACAGACGGCCUAUCCAGCCUCCUGUGCUGGCAGACUAUCUGAACCCAUUGGACAAGCCAAUUGAGCCGGAGGUCUCUAAGCACAAGUUGAUUGGUGCCGGCGGCGGGAUCAAGCACAAGAUUCCGAAACAGCCGACGGAGCUUGAACCAUUCAGCUCCAGCGAUGAAGCUGACGAGGACUCCCAUAGGAGGGACGAGAAUGACAGCCACGGCAACGAGGAUAGAUCCAGAAAGGAGAGAAGUCCGCAGUAUCACACUCUAGUGGAAGAGACAGUCUCCGAAUACGAGUCGAUCACAGUGACACCUCCACAGUCCGAGGCGGUGAUACCGCCCUCCGAUUCGGCCUCCUCGCAUCCGCCAACAGCGCAACGCACGCAUUCGUUUUUGAGUGACAAGGGGCCCAAGGUCCAUUCCUACCAAAUUGCAGACCUCGAGGAGGUUCCCCACGGCAUCCAAAGACAAUCCAAGAGUUUGGAAGGUUAUAGCUUCCCGACUCAUCGACUCAAGCCACAGAUGACCACAUCCAACAAGUUCCCAUUGGUGAUUGUCGCAUGUGGUUCUUUCUCGCCAAUUACAUACUUACAUUUACGUAUGUUCGAGAUGGCAUUGGAUGCCAUCCGUGAACAGACACGGUUCGAAGUUAUGGGAGCUUACUUCUCUCCCGUAAGUGAUAACUACCGCAAGCCUGGUCUUGCGCCGGCCCACCACCGUGUGCGCAUGUGCGAGCUUGCAUGCGAGCGGACAUCCUCGUGGUUGAUGGUGGAUGCAUGGGAAAACUUGCAGCCGAAAUACACUAGAACUGCCUUAGUGCUGGAUCACUUCAACGAAGAAAUUAAUAUCAAACGAAACGGAGUUUUAAGUAAAAAUGGGGACUCGAGAUUGGGUGUCAAAAUCAUGCUAUUAGCUGGCGGCGAUUUGAUCGAAAGCAUGGGAGAACCUAACGUUUGGGCGGAGCAAGAUCUGCAUCACAUUUUGGGUAAUUAUGGCUGCCUCAUUGUUGAAAGGACAGGCAGUGAUGUGAGGUCGUUCUUAUUGAGUCACGACAUCAUGUACGAACACAGGAAAAACAUUCUAGUCAUCAAACAACUAAUCUACAAUGAUAUCAGUUCUACGAAAGUUCGGUUAUUUUUGCGCAGAAAUAUGAGUGUUCAGUACUUGCUACCAAACAGUGUCAUCAGGUACAUCCAAGAGCACGGGCUUUAUGUCGAUGAGAAAGAACCUGUCAAGCUGGUACUCAACAAAUAG
Messenger RNA from Pichia membranifaciens NRRL Y-2026, 2979 nucleotides. RefSeq lists its product as hypothetical. Gene Ontology annotation, molecular function: nicotinamide-nucleotide adenylyltransferase activity; nicotinate-nucleotide adenylyltransferase activity; ATP hydrolysis activity. The transcript is spliced from 2 exons. Gene Ontology annotation, biological process: NAD+ biosynthetic process. The record is from RefSeq and is a predicted model, not a curated record. Bases 19 to 2979 code for a protein of 986 amino acids. Lineage: Eukaryota; Fungi; Ascomycota; Pichiomycetes; Pichiales; Pichiaceae.